AUGAUCGCCCUCGGUCGCCUUCUCCUGCUCGGAGUGCUCGGUAUUCUGGCGUACGCCAUCUGGCUACGCCGGAAACCCGAUCCUCGUGAGCCGCCAGCCGUGGAGAGCAAAAUACCCAUCGUCGGCCACUUGAUCGGGAUGCUGCGACAUGGGGUUGCAUACUCCAAUAUCCAAGCCCAGAAACAUCCUCAGUAUCCAAUCUUCUCGCUGGACAUGAUCUUCGGCAAGAUCUACGUGAUCACCUCUCCAGCUCUCCUUCAAGCAGUCCAGCGCCAUGCAAAGACUUUAACUUUUGACCCCCUCUUGAACGGCUUCGCGUCGCGCAUCGCUGGCAUCCGCAGUGAAACGCUCAAACUGAUGGACGAGCCACGCUACGACGGCCUGAGUCUGAAUCAAGUCGUGAUCCACGCCAUGCAGCCGACGCUGAUCGGGGAGUCGCUGGAUCGGAUGAACGAGAGAAUGGCCCGGCUGUUACGGCCAUUGAUCGAUGAACUGGCUUACCGUGAGACCGUCGAUCUGUACGAGUGGUGUUUCUCUACACUCAUGGCGGCUAGUACGGAUGCCUCCUAUGGGCCGCUGAAUCCGUACAAGGAUAGCAAGGUUCAGAAGGCUUUCUUGGACUUCGAGUCAAAUCUAGGUCCAUUAAUCCCCAAUGUUCUUCCUUGGCUCACGGCGCGUAAGGCCUGGAGGGGGCGCGAAAUACUCGUUGCCGCAAUCCAAAAUUACUAUGAGCAUGGAGGACAGGAAAACGGGUCCGAGUUAACCUACGUACGGUGGAAGAGGACACACGACAGCGGCAUCUCUACGGAAAAUAUCGCACGAGCAGAGGCGGCAAUGUCAAUCGGACUACUGUCCAACACCAUCCCCGCAAGCUUCUGGAUCCUGUACGACCUCUACUCCAGACCCGCACUACUCGAAGAGAUCCGUGAAGAGAUCAAACAGAAUGCCCUCCGUAUCACCGAGGAAAAUGUCCAUGUCAUCGACCUAUCCGCUAUCAGGGACAACUGUCCACUGUUAUUAUCCGCUUUCCAAGAAAUUCUGCGCACAAGAACAACCACCGCACCACUGCGUUACGUAACGCAAGACGUUCUCCUCGCCGACCAAUACCUCCUCAAAAAAGGAGGAAUCAUCAACAUCCCUGGUGGCUCAAUCGGCCGCGACAAAGCUGUCUGGGGUUCUACAGCAGAUGAAUUCAACCCUCGUCGAUUCCUGGUCCAGAGCUCCAACGAGGAAAACAAGAACAAGAAGGAGCCCAGGCGAACCGGCGGAUUCAUGACGUUCGGUGUUUCGCCGAUGAUCUGUCCUGGGAGACAUUUCGCCAGCGCGGAGAUCCUGAGCAUGGUCGUUAUGCUUGUGCUGAGGCUGGAUCUCAGUCCUCUUGAUGGGAUCUGGAAGGCGCCGCCAAAAAAUCCCGGGGCUGUUGCUUCAAUCAUGUAUCCUGUUAAGGGCUGUUUCCAUGUCAAGCUAGCCCCAAGAGAGGAAUAUGAUGGUGCGAAGUGGGACUUUGAGGUGAAGCCAGGAAAAGGGAAAUACAAUUUGAUGAUUGGGUAG
Messenger RNA from Monascus purpureus, 1551 nucleotides. Lineage: Eukaryota; Fungi; Ascomycota; Eurotiomycetes; Eurotiales; Aspergillaceae. The record is from the annotation of a GenBank genome assembly.